GCCGCGGAGGAUUGUGGGAGGAGGUUGUCUCCAAUUUCUCCUCCCCCUCCCCCUUUCCCGGCCAAGAUGUCUGACAUGGAGGAUGAUUUCAUGUGCGAUGAUGAGGAGGACUACGACCUGGAAUAUUCUGAAGAUAGUAACUCCGAACCAAAUGUGGAUUUGGAAAAUCAGUACUAUAAUUCCAAAGCGUUGAAAGAAGAUGACCCAAAAGCAGCAUUAAGCAGUUUCCAAAAGGUUUUGGAACUUGAAGGUGAAAAAGGAGAAUGGGGAUUUAAAGCACUGAAACAAAUGAUUAAGAUUAACUUUAAGUUGACAAACUUCCCAGAAAUGAUGAACAGAUAUAAACAGCUGUUGACAUAUAUUCGGAGUGCAGUCACAAGAAAUUAUUCUGAAAAAUCCAUUAAUUCUAUUCUUGAUUAUAUCUCCACUUCUAAACAGAAUUCUGAUUUUUUAUGUCAGAUGGAUUUACUGCAGGAAUUCUAUGAAACAACACUGGAAGCUUUGAAAGAUGCUAAGAAUGAUAGACUCUGGUUUAAGACAAACACAAAGCUUGGAAAAUUAUAUUUAGAACGUGAGGAAUAUGGAAAGCUUCAAAAAAUUUUACGCCAAUUACAUCAAUCCUGCCAGACUGAUGAUGGAGAAGAUGACCUGAAAAAAGGUACACAGUUAUUAGAAAUAUAUGCUUUGGAAAUUCAGAUGUACACAGCACAGAAGAAUAACAAAAAGCUAAAAGCACUCUAUGAACAAUCACUUCACAUCAAGUCUGCCAUCCCUCAUCCACUGAUCAUGGGAGUCAUCAGAGAAUGUGGUGGUAAAAUGCACUUGAGAGAGGGUGAAUUUGAAAAGGCACACACUGAUUUUUUUGAAGCCUUCAAGAAUUAUGAUGAAUCGGGGAGUCCUAGACGAACUACUUGCUUAAAAUAUUUGGUCUUAGCAAAUAUGCUAAUGAAAUCGGGAAUAAAUCCAUUUGACUCACAGGAGGCCAAGCCGUACAAAAAUGAUCCAGAAAUUCUAGCAAUGACGAAUUUAGUAAGUGCCUAUCAGAAUAAUGACAUCACUGAAUUUGAAAAGAUUCUGAAAACAAAUCACAGCAACAUCAUGGAUGAUCCUUUCAUAAGGGAACAUAUUGAAGAGCUUUUACGAAACAUCAGAACACAAGUGCUCAUAAAAUUAAUUAAGCCUUACACAAGAAUACAUAUUCCUUUUAUUUCUAAGGAGUUAAACAUAGAUGUAGCUGAUGUGGAGAGCUUGCUGGUGCAGUGCAUAUUGGAUAACACUAUUCAUGGCCGAAUUGAUCAAGUCAACCAACUCCUUGAACUGGAUCAUCAGAAGAGGGGUGGUGCACGAUAUACUGCUCUAGAUAAAUGGACCAACCAAUUAAAUUCUCUCAACCAGGCUGUAGUCAGUAAACUGGCUUAACAGAGAACAAGCUUCUACAGACAUACUUAAGGCAAAGUGCAGAGAUGUAAUCCUUAAAAGAACUGGGAAUGGCAAAACUACUGUCGGUUGAUGUGUCCUGAAAAUUAUUGGCGUUAUGGCAGAAGUGCUUUUUGAUCAACUGGUUUGUGUUUUGCUGCUGCAUUUAUCCCAAGAAAAACAGCUUUAAUCUCCAGAAGAAAACCAAAAUGCCAUGGGAUUUAUGCUGUAUUGACAUCUUGCCCUAAACAUACAACAUCAUAGUAAUUUGUCGUGGGCAUCAUGACCAGAGAGAAGAUUUUUGUCAUGAUUUUAAGUACACUGACAUGCUACUGUUGGUUAAAUUUAAACAUGUUUUACCUGCAGAAAUUCUCACAAAUAACCUGCAAUAACUUGAAAUGCAUACCCUUUUGAACACUUCUUUUUCUCAUGUAUAAACUAAAAUGUUUGCUGCAUUUUGCAAAAUGUCAAUUCUCCAAAAAUGUGUCCGUAUAUUUCUGUACCUGCAGUGUAGUAAAGGUUUAGAUGAAACCCCUUAAUUAUAGUGGCAUACUGUCACUUAGGUUUCAAGCAGCAAAAUAAACAGUGCAGCUCAGAAAUUGUA
Choloepus didactylus (southern two-toed sloth) is the source of this 2020-nucleotide messenger RNA. It is a transcript of the gene COPS2, whose product is annotated as COP9 signalosome subunit 2. The transcript has 13 exons. Gene Ontology annotation, cellular component: COP9 signalosome. Gene Ontology annotation, biological process: protein deneddylation. Gene Ontology annotation, molecular function: protein binding. Bases 67 to 1419 code for a protein of 450 amino acids. The record is from RefSeq and is a predicted model, not a curated record. NCBI's taxonomy places the organism in Eukaryota, Metazoa, Chordata, Mammalia, Pilosa, Megalonychidae.